Messenger RNA from Stegastes partitus (bicolor damselfish), 1152 nucleotides. RefSeq names its product agouti signaling protein, nonagouti homolog (mouse) 2b (gene asip2b). Lineage: Eukaryota; Metazoa; Chordata; Actinopteri; Pomacentridae. Gene Ontology annotation, molecular function: neuropeptide hormone activity; type 1 melanocortin receptor binding. Gene Ontology annotation, biological process: adult feeding behavior; hormone-mediated signaling pathway; positive regulation of feeding behavior. Bases 127 to 477 code for a protein of 116 amino acids. The record is from RefSeq and is a predicted model, not a curated record. The transcript is spliced from 4 exons. Gene Ontology annotation, cellular component: extracellular region.
GGGCGGCGCGUCCAGCUCCGCGCGCCUCAUCAGUCCUCAGCGGAGCCUCCUCACAGCCACAAAACAACGCUGACCGAGCUCCAGGGAGGAUUUACUGACCAGCUAGGACAUCUGACCAUCACCAUCAUGUGGAAGAUCAGCGCCAAACACUUGCUGUGCCUCUUGCUGCUCGCCUUCCCGCUGAGCUGGGCAGAGGACACGAAGAAAGAUGCGAGGAAGACGGAGAACACCUCAGUUUUGGGCCAAGCCAAGACCAGACGGCUGUUUGCGAGGCAAAAGAUUGCUCCACCGCAACAAAAUCAAAAUCUUAAACACAAACCAAACCUCAUGGCCCCUGCACGCCGCUGCGGACGCUUGAUGGAAAGCUGCUCCUCGCAUGUGCCGUGCUGCGACCCCUGCGCCUCCUGCCGCUGUCGGCUCUUCAACACCAUCUGCCACUGCUGGAGGAUGAACCCUCUGUGCUUAAAGAAGACCUAGACAGGAUGCACGAACUCACACACCAACACAUGCACAUGCAUGCACAAUUACACCCCAGCACCUGGACACACACAGUAGCAGAUAACACAUAGAGGUAUUCACAUAGACUGCCUUCUGGCUUGUUGGUUUUGCUCUCUGGCAGUUCCAGUCAACAUUAUUAAGAGGAAGCUGGCAACACAGACGGAUGUUACAGGUAAAAGCUCUUUGCAUAUUCUGUGAAUUAAAGAAUAAAGCCGCCUGGUGGAGAGUUUUUUCAUUUCCGUGCAGCAAGAAUAUAUUAAAAAAUAUAUAAUAAUACAGAAAAUAGUCCAACAUAUAUUACGUAGGUGUGACACAGUAUGGGGGAUUUAUGUAGACGUGUCACAUACGUGUGUUAGCCGUGUGUUAUGCCCUGGGUAUUUCCGGCACUCGUGAUGCUUUUAAGUAUGUUUAUCAUUUCUACCCUCUCGCCGUGCUAAUCAUGUGAGGACCUCAGUUAUUUGGAGUUACAUCAAAACAUAUAUGUCUUUUUUUUUUUUUUAAUUCUACAUAAAAAAAGUGCAUUUAUGUAAGCAAUGCCUUGACACAUAUUCGGGUCCCCGUUGUGAAAUCACUAGUUAUUCGUGUGUGGAUUUAUGAGCUGAAGUUUGUUUAUAUUUUUGCUAUUAAAUAAAUGCUGUCUGUCGUAAGCCUGCA